ACUACAACACCAACGAUAGUGCGAGAGAGGACGAGAAAAUGGGGAUUUCGCUGCAGAUGCUGUUGGUGCCAUUGAUGCUGAUACUGCUCUCUCGUGGCGUCUUUGUUGUCGAAUCACUUCGGAUGCUUCGGCAGAGAAGCGGCAGUAGCAGCUUAUAUCUGACAAAAGAAGAACACUAUUUCCAACAAACCCUCGAUCAUUUCUCCCCAACUGAUCAUCGCCACUUUGAGCAGCGAUACUAUGAAUUCCUUGAUUACUUCCGAGCUCCGGAUGGUCCUAUUUUUCUGAAAAUAUGCGGUGAAUCUGCAUGCUCUGGGAUUCCCAAUGAUUAUACUGUUGCUUUGGCGAAGAAGUUUGGUGCUGCUUUGGUUUCUCUUGAGCAUCGCUACUAUGGGAAGAGCUCCCCUUUCGAGUCUUUGACAACAGAAAAUCUAAGAUAUCUUUCCUCGAAGCAAGCUAUUUUCGAUUUGGCUGUUUUCCGCCAGUUCUAUCAGGAAUCCUUGAAUGCAAAGCUUAAUCGAUCUAAUGGUGAAAAUUCCUGGUUCUUUUUUGGCGUCUCAUACUCUGGAGCACUGAGUGCUUGGUUCCGUUUAAAGUUCCCACAUUUAACAUGUGGGAGUCUUGCAAGUUCUGCUGUUGUUCUUGCUAUUUACAACUUCACUGAAUUUGACAAGCAGGUUGGUGAGUCAGCUGGUCCUGAAUGUAAAGCUGUACUACAAGAAAUUACUGGACUUGUUGAAGAGCAACUUCUGUCAAAUGGAAAAGCAUUAAAGAGCUUGUUUGGUGCAGCUACGCUUAAAAAUGAUGCUGAUUUUUUAUACUUACUGGCAGAUGCUGCAGCAACUGCGAUUCAGUAUGGGAAUCCAGAUAAACUAUGUUCCCCAGUUGUUGAUGCAAAGAAAGCAGGAAACAAUUUAGUGGACACAUAUGCCAGUUAUGUUAAAGAUUAUUAUCUUGGAAGUUAUGGUGCAAGCCUUGAUAGCUAUGAUCCGGAACAUCUAAAGAAGACUGAUCUUGGUGAAAAUAGUGGCGAUCGUUUAUGGUGGUUCCAAGUUUGUACUGAGGUUGCUUAUUUCCAGGUGGCACCUGCAAAUGAUAGUGUUCGUUCUUCAAAGAUUGAUGCAAAGUACCAUUUAGACCUAUGUGAAAACAUAUUUGGAAAAGGCAUUUAUCCGGAUGUGGAUGCGACAAACAUAUAUUAUGGAGGCACAAAAAUUGCUGGUUCUAAGAUAAUUUUCACAAAUGGCUCCCAAGAUCCCUGGCGGCAUGCGUCCAAGCAAACAUCAUCCCCAGAGAUGCCUUCCUACAUCGUCUCAUGUCAUAAUUGCGGCCAUGGAACUGAUCUGAGAGGAUGCCCCCAGUCUCCCUUGAACCCUGAAGGUGAUGCCAGAAACUGCACCUCUCCUGAUGCAGUGCUCAAAGUGAGACAGCAGAUUGUAAAACAUAUAGACUUGUGGCUCUCGGAAUGCCAAGAUAAAGAUAUGCAAUCGCCUAUUUACAAAUGAUUGGACUCUGUGUCUAAAUGACAUUGGCCUUUGAUGUUAUUAUCACUUUUGUUUAUACUAAUGACCAACAGAAGAUAAAAAAGUUAAUAAUUUUAUUGUAACAGUUUCUGUUUUCAUUUCAUUUAGUCAAUUUAACAUGUUGGAACCAAUGUUUUAAAUAUCGACGAUAUCAUCUAAUAUAUCCCACGAUGUAUCUUGUAUCCCACUUGUGCGAUAUGAAACGCACAGGUAGUGUUGAUAUAUCCUACACGUUUGAUCCGGUGAGCAUUUUCAA
Magnolia sinica is the source of this 1779-nucleotide messenger RNA. RefSeq names its product probable serine protease EDA2. The record is from RefSeq and is a predicted model, not a curated record. NCBI's taxonomy places the organism in Eukaryota, Viridiplantae, Streptophyta, Magnoliopsida, Magnoliales, Magnoliaceae. The transcript is spliced from 14 exons. Gene Ontology annotation, cellular component: vacuole. Gene Ontology annotation, molecular function: dipeptidyl-peptidase activity; serine-type exopeptidase activity. The coding region runs from base 39 to 1505 and encodes 488 amino acids. Gene Ontology annotation, biological process: proteolysis.